CCCGUCUGCCGUCACACAGCUGGCCAGGCAACUCUCUCUUUUUCUCUCUAUCUCCCUUUCCUCCCAUCUGCAUCCAGCCCCAAUCACUACCACACUACCCAUAAUUUGACGACGGUGGAUUGCAAAGUGUAUUCGCAUUCCAUCGACAGCAUCCAUCCACCUGCAUCCUGUCUCAUUCUCGAUCAUCGCAGGGUCCUGCAAGUAUCGUCACCUACGCACCGAGAAGCAUCGCAGAUUGCUCAGACUUUACUUGAAGUCGGCUACACACCCCCACCAUGGCUCCGGCCGUAGUCAUCGGUCUGGCGAACCAAGCCCGCUCGUUCAUCUCAAGCAGACGACUCUCGAGCCUCCCGGAAACAGCAGACAUCACGGCCCGGUCAUUUGACCCUUCUGUCGGACCCCUCGCCGCUCGAUUCCUCCUGCUCGCCCGCGACAGCAACGGCUACAAGGAGGAUCCUCACAUCGGCACCACUGACCCCCAGAACAUCAACAACACAGCCGUCUUCGUCAUCAUUGGCCUAAUCGGCGCCGCCUUUGUCAUCACGGGCAUAUGGUUCUUCUUCUGGGCGAAGAAUGGCGGCUUCUACUUCAAGGAGAAUGACUGGGACGAAUACAAGUCGACAGUCCUGCGCCGCCGAGGGCCCAACGGGACACUGCUGUCCGGUGCGACACCUACGACGCAGCUGGGUGGCGGCAGCGUAUACAAAGACUAUGACGACAACACCACCAGCAUCUCGGGAACCACUCUGUCGGGCAUCACGGCCGGGGCAAGUGAUAUUGUCGCCCGCGAGAAGCGCGAGCGGAAGCGCGAGAAGAGGCGCAAGGAGAAGGAGGCUCGGCACAAGGAGAAGCGCUCGGCCCACAAGAACUACGAUGAGACGGGCGUUUUGAUCGACGAAGAGGCGGAACGCGAAGCCAAGAAGCACCUGCGAUCGUAUCGGCACGAGAAGCCCGCCCGUGUCGGUGGUCUCAACAAGGAAUCCGAGGCGUCAGAGUGGGACGGCUCCACCAACCCGACCGAGUCGUCUGUCUCGACCAACCUGCUCUCGGCGCGUGAAACUACGCCGACGUCGACUCCGCCCAAGAGCAAGACGGGCGGCAUCCGCAAGGUGUACAGUACGGCAGACCGCAAUGAGGAGCGCGAGCGCCAGCGCAUCCGCGCCGAGGCUAAGAAGCUCCAAGAGAAGGGCCGCGCAGCGGGGAGCUCGAGACGUGACUUUAGCUUCCAGCGCUCGAGCACGGUGGCCGAGGAUCAGAACACGCGCGGCUACGCCCUGCCGCCGCCGCGGGAGGAGCCUGAGCCGAGCAUGCCCGGCAGCUGGGCAGAGAGCGAUAUCACGAGUGCGGUAGAGAGCGAUAUGGGUCAUAAGUCUUAUCACCACGUCAUCCCCGGUUUGAGCAGCCAAAGUGCCGUCAGCAGCGACUACGCGGACGAAAGACGUAAGAGGAGAAAAGAGGGAUACCGCCGCACCCGUGACCAUUGAGUGCAGUGAUGGAUGAGCGAUGAGUAAUGGACUGACGGAAGCGUGAGCGAGGCAGGAUAUCAGGUUUGAAUAACCUGGGGGUAUUAAGAAGAGAGAAAACGGACACGAACAGAGGAUGAAUCGUGAUGGGCGAAGUAUUUGGCAAAUCUCUGGCGUUGGGUUGGGGAUGCGGAACGUUUUUUCCAGCUAGUAUGAAUAUGGACUUUGCGGGAUACGCAGACUAGCAAUGCUAUCAUGUAGAUUGACGAUGGCCGGCAGCAAAUUAGCAUGCAUCCAUCCAUCCACAGAGGGUUCUCUUAUCGGCUUGUGUUUGGUCAUGGUGGACAUGGUUGAUAAGUCGGUACAGAUACAUGUGAAUGAAAAUAAUGUAUUAACU
Molecule: messenger RNA, 1860 nt
Organism: Colletotrichum destructivum
Lineage: Eukaryota; Fungi; Ascomycota; Sordariomycetes; Glomerellales; Glomerellaceae
Exons: 1
Coding region: 276-1484 (402 amino acids)
Source: RefSeq, a predicted model, not a curated record